GCUCAGGUUUCCAACUGGUUUGGGAAUAAACGAAUCAGAUACAAGAAAAACAUUGGUAAGUUCCAAGAAGAAGCCAACAUGUAUGCUGCGAGAACUGCCGUGAAUGCGGCUAAUGCAUCCUCACAUGGAAGCCAAGCAAAUUCUCCUUCCACUCCAAACUCUGCAGGUUCUGCUGGCUCUUUUAACAUGUCAAACUCCGGGGACUUGUUCAUGAGCGUGCAGUCUCUCAAUGGGGACUCGUACCAGGGGGCUCAGGUGGGAGCCAACGUGCAGUCGCAGGUGGAUACCCUUCGCCAUGUUAUCAGUCAGACAGGCGGAUACAGUGAAGGACUCACAGCCAACCAGAUGUACAGUCCACAGGGCAUCAAUGCAAACGGUGGCUGGCCGGACGCUCCCACCCCCUCAUCAGUGACUUCACCAACAGAAGGACCUGGAAGCGUUCACUCCGACACCUCCAACUGAUCCUCCUUCCUCUGACUCCCACCUCCUCCUCAAGCCCCGCCCCCCCUCCAGUUGCAUCCCCUCUAACUGAAACUCUUAUCCAUCGUUACCAGACUGGAUGUGAUGUGAGGCAGCAGGGUGCAGUUGGAGUCUGGGGGUUGAUGCUUCCAAACAUUACGAACAAGUCUCCCAUCCGUCCGGACCACCGGUGCAGCACUACCAGCCUGCGGACGGCCUCCCGUUCACCCUUUGUACAGUUUCCACUCGAUGUCCAUGUUGCCUCUUUGUAAUUCCUCCUUACAUCAUCAAACUCCCACCGUCAGCAUCACGGUUUUCGCUCCGCCUCUCAUGAAAUGAAAACGCUCUCACUACCUCUAUUCAGAACAAACCACACAACAAACACUCCAGAGGCUUCACUUUUACACAUUUUUAUAACGACCCCCACAUCACACCCUGGCUUCUGUUCUAAACCUGGUGAUCAGAUCGUUUUCGAUUUAUCUGCAAUGCCAAAGUUCAACCCUGGAGGUGAAUUUUGUUCAUAUUUUUGUUGUUGCUUACUGCAGUCAGUAGGUUGUAAUUCUGCUGGUGUAAAUUCUCCAUCAUCACCGGGACGAGCGGGAAGUAAAAUGUCUUCACGGAUCAAAAAACUGCCUUCGAUGAAACAUUAGUCAGUUGAUCAGUUUUCAGCCUUGAUUCAGUUGUGGAGAACUCUUUAUCCUCACAGUGGUAACAGUGUGAAAGUAUUUCUACCCCUUGUGCCACACACUUCAGAGUACUUUGCUUGGAUUAUAUGUGACAGGUCGACGCAAAGUAUCAAUACAGACAAAAGUGGAAGCAAAAUGCUGCAAAGAUUUUAACGUUUUUCCCAACGUGUAACGAGCAGCACAGGCACAGUUUUUAAAAGGUGUGAAACUUGUGUUUUCACCAUUCCACUUAAAACGUGUUAUCACUUCCAGCAACGUCUAAAACUGUGUUUGAAUCUUCUCAAAUGAAGUGAAAUAUUCUACCAGUGCAGUAAGACCAUUGCAUUUGGUAAGACUUGUUGGAAUAAGGGAAGAUUUCUAGGCUGACAAGAUUAAUAAUCUGCUCUUGUUUCGUGUGUCAGUCUCAAAAUAAGAUCAAAGAUACUUUUUGGCUCAUAUAAGAGUGUCAAACUAGGGUAGAUGAACAUUUAGUCUUUAUUCUAAUGCAUCUCAGUAAUCCAGGUAGAAAAAAAUCAAAAAGAAAAAAUAAGUAGGUCCUCUGGAUGGGUUCUUCUUUAGUUAGUAAUUACAUUAAAAAGUUAGUUAGUAAAGAAGAACCCAUCCAGAGGACCUACGUAUUUUUUCUUUUUGAUUUAUUUAUUCUAAUUUCACUUUUUUAGUUGGGUCUCAGUGGUUGUUCUACACAGUAUUGGCUCAGGAAGACUGGAUACAAAUGUCGGAUUCUGAUUUUUUUACUUGGAAAACGUUUUGACCACCUUGUAUCAUUUUCCUUCCACUUUAUACUUACGAGCUAAAAGGCACAUAAAAUCCCUGUGAAAUACUUUGAAUUCAAGAUGUGUGGAUACUUUUUUCCUGUCAGAUGGGAAAUAUUUGGAGCAAAUUCAGUGUAUAAGAUCCGACAUUGGCAGCAAUAAUAACACGACAGUAAGAGUUAAAGCACAAUACUGACCCAACUAAAGAGGAGCUUUUGUAGAGCUUACAGAAGAAACAGGUUAACCAGAUAAGCUAUCGUACAUUUUCUGUGUAUCGGUGAGGUCACUGUAACCAAGUACUGGUGGGAACCCAACUGAUCCCAAAAAGCAGACAGGUGUGGGCCAGGUCUGGUGUCAAGCUGGCACUGUUGGCUGACUGCUGGCAUGGUAAGUGGUUUGUC
This is a messenger RNA of Austrofundulus limnaeus, 2298 nucleotides long. RefSeq names its product pre-B-cell leukemia transcription factor 1. The record is from RefSeq and is a predicted model, not a curated record. NCBI's taxonomy places the organism in Eukaryota, Metazoa, Chordata, Actinopteri, Cyprinodontiformes, Rivulidae.